ACUCAGAUAUCCAUUCCCUCAAAUUAAUUCAGAUGCAAUUUUUAAAAUUAUAUAUAAUAAUUCUAGAGUUAUAUAUAAUAAGAAAGAUUCAAAAGAACAAUGGUACUCUGGACAUUCAGUUUUUCGAGGAAGGGGAUUUGGGUUUGGAUUGGGUACUCUUUAUAUAAUAUAGAUUUUGAGUAUCAACUCAUCUAUCCAUCCUAUCAGUCAAUCGUUAGGCGUAUUCCAUCGAUUUACACUGUAUAAACAUUCUUUUCAUGGUUUGUGAGUUGUCCUUCAAAUCCGACAGCAGAGCGAAGGAUGAGAUGUACUUUAUUUUCUAAGUCAGAGAAGAAACAGGAGCAGAAAUUCUAUUUCAACCUCUUCAAUCUUUUUUCGUUUCUCUCGUAUAGAAAGAGUUUUCAAAGAAUGUUACAGGGAGCAUUGGCUCUUGCUGAGGGUGAGAGGUUUAAUUGAUACAGAGGAAGGGCUCUGAAUCAGGCCAUUAGUCCAAGAUCUUUGCAGUUGGGUCACAAUGAGUACCGACAAGAGCAGGGAAUUGGAGCUUCUUGUUUUGCAGUUUUUAUAUGAGGAGAACUUAGGUGACACAGCCCACAUGUUGGAACAAGAGUCCGGUUGCUUCUUCAACAUGAAGUAUUUUGGCGACCAAGUUCUUGCAGGAAAUUUGGAUGACGCUGACAGCUAUCUCUUGGGCUUUACUAGAAUUGAAGACAAUAAAUUUUCUAGGAAAAUUUUCUUUCAGCUCAGGAAACAUAAAUAUUUAGAAGCAUUGGACAGGAAAGACUUUUCCAAAGCUGUGGAAAUUCUUGUAAAGGAUCUCAAAGUCUUCGAAACUUUCAAUAAGGACAUUUACGAUGAGCUCACCCAAUUAAUAACUUUGGAGAACAUCAGGGAAAAUAAGGAGCUUUCUACAUAUGGGGGUGCAACAUCUGCGCGGAAAACUAUGUUUCAAGAGUUAAUAAAGCUUGUAGUAAAAAACCCUCAGCUAAACAAUAAGCUUGAAAUUCAAAAUGUUGAACCUUAUAGGUUGAGAUACCUCAUAAAUCAAAGCAAAAAUUGGCAGCAUCAACAUUGGAAAAACCAAAGAUCUAAUCUUGGAACUCAAAUUCCACAAGAAGUACUUUUGGUUCCCAUUGCUAUGCCUGCUCCACUUCAACAUGACGCUCCUCCCUCUAUUAGCAAUAGCUUAUCUCUUACAGUAUAUCCUAAUCCUCCCAUAUCACAUUCUGCAGCAGCUGCUGGAGCAGUCAAUUAUUUACCUGAAAACGAAGGUUUCUUGACAUGUUCUAGAAGGUCCCUGGCAAAUAGUACUGGAAUUAAUUAUCAAUGUGUGAAUUCUGAAAAUGCUAGGAAACGUUCCCGUAUUGUUACAGUUGAUGAGGUAUGA
Cryptomeria japonica (Japanese cedar) is the source of this 1387-nucleotide messenger RNA. RefSeq names its product protein TOPLESS-RELATED PROTEIN 2. NCBI's taxonomy places the organism in Eukaryota, Viridiplantae, Streptophyta, Pinopsida, Cupressales, Cupressaceae. Gene Ontology annotation, molecular function: protein binding. The coding region runs from base 515 to 1387 and encodes 290 amino acids. The transcript has 8 exons. Gene Ontology annotation, biological process: regulation of DNA-templated transcription. The record is from RefSeq and is a predicted model, not a curated record.